Messenger RNA from Adineta ricciae, 423 nucleotides. NCBI's taxonomy places the organism in Eukaryota, Metazoa, Rotifera, Eurotatoria, Adinetida, Adinetidae. The record is from the annotation of a GenBank genome assembly.
AUGAUAUUUUCUUCGAUAGGCCGUGUCGCAUUCAGCUAUUCCGGCUUCUUGACAGCGGGCAGCAAUUCAUUUAGGCGUCCUGGUGGAAUAUAUGAUACACAUUAUUUCAAGGCGCUCGAAGUGAUAGCUUCAACUAGUGGCCACUAUGCGUUUGCCUCCGGUAGUACCACUGACUUGUACGGCUGUUUGUAUGAUUCAUUCAGUCAAUACUCUCCAUUCUCAAAUUUAAUUGAAUGCAACGAUGAUUAUGCUCCUGGAGUAAAUUUCAGGCUCGAAAUACAUUUGUUGGCCUACCAAUCUAAGGUUCUGGUUGUUACAACAUACGAACCUUCAGAAACAGCAUCAUUCGACCUCAAGGCCUACGGUCCUGGUAUAAUUACUGGGGAAGACAUCCCAUACAGUCAAAAAUAUGAAAUUGACUAG